AUGGUUGGGUGUAUUUAUUUUAUAGCACUUCGUAUUGCCGAUAACUAUAAAGUAAAUGCACCAUAUACUUUUAGUCUUAAAGAGAUUGGACUUGAUUUUAUGAAAAUGUCAAUAUUUGGUAAAGAUGAAUCUUCAUGCGAAUUAACCGAACUAAUCUCGGAGCGUAAUAUAAUAGGGGAAGACAGAAUACUUGAAUUACCAGAAAAAUUCAUAUUUAAUAACGCAGAAAUUGCACUAACUUCAAUAAAAAAAUCAGCUUUAAACAAAACAGCAUUUAUCGAAAUUAAAUUUCCAUCUACAAUCACAGAGCUGCAAUGCUUUCUCGGUUCAAACUCAUUCAUUCGCGUUUCAAAUAUAUCACAUAUUAAAAUUAAGACUUUAAUCACAGGUGUGUAUUCAGAUUCUUACAAGAUGGAAAAAAUCUAUCUUCCACAAACACUUAUUUCAAUACCGCCAUAUGCAUUUUAUAAAUGCAAAUUAUUAAAGAAAGUAAACUUUCCAAAUGGCGUUGAUAUGAAUAACGCAGAUCACGCAUUUGAAUAUUGUACAUCGUUAAAUACAAUUAACCUUAAUGAAGUUAAUAUCACAAAAUUUUCAACUAAUUUGUUCUAUUAUUGCACUUCUUUACAUAGUAUUGAAGUUAAUUUCAGCAAUAUUAUGCUGUAUUGUUCAUGCUGCUUAACGAAAACGCAAAUUUCAAAUUUAAAGAUUACAAAUGGCGCAAAACUAGAGAAAAAAGCAUUUUACCAAAUGCAAACAUCUACUCCAAUAGCAGAAAUUAACUCAGAGACUCUUCCUGAAAGUUGCUUUCAAGAUUCUUUAAGAUUAUCUUCAAUUGUUUUAUUAGAAGGCGUAACUUCGAUAGGAAGUAGAUGUUUCAGCAGAACGUCACUUGAAUAUAUCACUAUUCCAUCGACUUUGUCAUAUAUUGGUGAUGAAGCCUUUAAUUUUUUAACAAGAUUGAAAAAUUUUAAUGCUUCUCAUGCCAGAAUCGUCGAUGUUGGAUCGAAAGCAUUCUAUAGAUCAGGAGUACGCUUUGUGAAUCUCUCUAGUUCCCUUAGAGUUAUUGGAACAAGCUGUUUUUCAAGUAGUCAAAUCGAAGAAUUUUAUUUUGGCCCGAAUUUGACUCUUAUUCUUGAUUAUGCUUUUUCUGAAUGUAGAAAUUUGAAAUUUGCUGAUCUUUCCAGGGUAAAAACAGGAGGAAUGGGUUCGAAAUUAUUUUAUAGCUGCAAAUCAUUAGCAAAUAUAACAUUCCCUAAUCUGAAUAUUGACUUCGGAUCGAGUUCUUUAGAAGAUUGUACUGCUCUUGAAAGUUUGUAUUUUUUCAAAAACGUGACAUUUUAUUAUCAAUGUUGCAAAGGAUGUACAAGCCUUAGAGAUGUUCAAUAUGAGUUUUGCAAGGGACUAAGAAACGAGGUUUUCUAUGGAUGCAUAAAUUUAGAAAGAUUUGGACAUCAUCUUCAGCCAGGACAAAAAAGAAAGUUUGAACUUGAUUUGACAAACUUUUCCACGUAUGAAUUUGGAACUAAUUCUUUUUACAAGCUUCAAUAUCCAAAAACAAUUAUAUUAGGACAAUAUAUUACUAUUAUUAGUAUGAAAUGCUUUUCAGAUAUGGAUAAUUUGGAAAUGAUUGAUAUGAGAACUUCCAAUAUUAUCAUUAUAACAGAAAGUGCUUUUUAUGCAUGCCCAAAUCUUAGAAGAAUUUAUUUAAGUCCUGUAGCAAAAAUUAUAAGAGCACAAAGCUUCUAUGGAGCAUAUGAUCUCCAUUUCUUUUAUUGCGGAAAUAAUAAUAUUUCUGUCUCUCAUGAAGCAUUUUCUCCAGGGACUUCUAUAACGUUUUAUUCGCUGAAUGAAUCAGUAUUUUUCAAAGGAAUGCGUCCGAAUAGAACAAAUAUCUGUUUUGCUGCUGAAAUAGGAAUACCAACUCCACAACCUUCAGCAAUACCUCUUCCAGAAGGUUUUACAAUAAAGAUGUAUCCAAAAUUCGUUCCUAGAACACCAGAAUAUAUUUAUCCUGCUCAGACACCGAAUAUGAAUUUUAGAGAGAAGAAAAUAUUUUAUCCAGAGCAAAUUUUCAGAAGAGAAAAAGUUAGAUAUGCUACAAAGAUAUCUUUAGCAUUUAUUGCUGCGUUUUUCAUAAUAAUUAUAGGUUUAUAUGGAUUUUUCUUGUACAAAAUCAUUCAUAAUAAUGAUUUCUAUACAGCUGAUGAUAACAAAGGCGAGGAAAACUUUCAAGCCUUUCUAUAA
Molecule: messenger RNA, 2247 nt
Organism: Trichomonas vaginalis G3
Lineage: Eukaryota; Parabasalia; Trichomonadida; Trichomonadidae
Product: ribonuclease inhibitor domain-containing protein
Exons: 1
Coding region: 1-2247 (748 amino acids)
Source: RefSeq, a predicted model, not a curated record